Vanessa atalanta (red admiral) is the source of this 1797-nucleotide messenger RNA. RefSeq names its product UDP-N-acetylglucosamine--dolichyl-phosphate N-acetylglucosaminephosphotransferase (gene Alg7). Bases 194 to 1375 code for a protein of 393 amino acids. NCBI's taxonomy places the organism in Eukaryota, Metazoa, Arthropoda, Insecta, Lepidoptera, Nymphalidae. Gene Ontology annotation, cellular component: membrane. Gene Ontology annotation, molecular function: UDP-N-acetylglucosamine-dolichyl-phosphate N-acetylglucosaminephosphotransferase activity. Gene Ontology annotation, biological process: dolichol-linked oligosaccharide biosynthetic process; protein N-linked glycosylation. The record is from RefSeq and is a predicted model, not a curated record. The transcript has 5 exons.
ACUUCUAUUCGUGAUAACAAAUUGAAUGUCAAAUAUGACAAAAUGUUACUUUAUCGUGUUCUUGGUAAAGAAGUAUUAUUAAUAACAUUUCUUAAAAUGAACGAUAAUUUAUAAUUUAGGGAUUUGUAUGAUAAGAAAACCGUGAUCAUUAAAAUUAAGUACUUUAUACCCGUUGACAGUUUACUAAAGAAAGAUGUGGUCAAUUAUAAUUUUAAUAUUUUUAUCUAUUGUAUCUUACCUUUUAACUGAUGAGUUAAUACCUAAAAUUAAAAAUCUUUUCAUAAAUGCUGGAUUAUUUGGUAUUGAUCUUUGUAAGGUAUCCAAAGAAAAAAUACCUGAAGCUAUCGGAGUUGUAUCAGGAUGUGUUUUCUUGGUGACGAUUUUUAUGUUCAUACCAAUUGUUUUUGGCAAUGAUCUGAUGGAUAGAGGAAAUUUUCCUCAUAAUGAGUUUGCAGAAUUACUUGCAGCAUUAUUGUCAAUAUGUUGUAUGUUACUGCUGGGAUUUGCAGAUGAUGUAUUAAAUUUGAAAUGGAGAUACAAAUUACUUCUUCCAACAGUAGCAUCUUUACCAUUACUUGUGGUUUACUAUGUAAAUUUUAAUUCUACUACUUUUAUUGUACCAAUUCCUCUAAGGCCUUUCUUUGGGAAUUCCGUCAAUAUUGGUUUCUUGUACUACAUUUAUAUGGGAAUGUUAGCUGUCUUCUGCACCAAUGCUAUAAAUAUAUUGGCUGGAAUAAAUGGUCUUGAAGUGGGUCAAUCAGCUAUAAUAGCAAUGUCUAUAAUAAUUUUUGAUAUAAUUGAAUUAAGAGGUGAUCAGUUCAAAGCUCAUAGCUUUUCUCUUCAUAUUAUGAUUCCAUAUCUUGCCACCACACUGGCCUUAUUAAAACAUAAUUGGUAUCCAUCGAAAGUUUUUGUGGGAGACACAUUUUGCUAUGUAUCAGGCAUGACUUUUGCAGUAGUUGCCAUUCUCAGUCAUUUCAGUAAAACUGUUUUAUUAUUUUUUCUGCCUCAAAUUAUCAAUUUUGUGUAUUCUGUACCACAACUUUUUCAUAUCAUACCUUGUCCAAGACAUAGACUUCCGAAGUAUAGUGCAGAAACAGACUUACUUUAUCCAAGUAAAACUGUCAUUUUGAAAAAGGAUAUGAAUAUGUUACACAAAUAUAUUUUACAAGUAUUGACAUUGUUUCGGCUAGUUGAUAAGCAGGAAGAUGACGGCUGUAUUAUAAUUAACAACAUGACUCUGAUAAAUUUAUUCUUGAUAAAAUUAGGACCCAUGUCUGAAGUUCGAUUAACUUCAAGUUUGUUAGUAUUUCAAAUACUGUGUACAUGUAUUGCAUUUAUAGUAAGAUAUCCAAUGGCCUCAUAUUUUUAUUGAUUAUCACUUAUUUUAUUGAAUUUUUAUACAGUAAUUUAAUUAUAUAUAUGAUAAGAGUGAUGUUAAGAGCAUUUUUAUUUAGAAAUUCAUAACUGACAAAUUAUGAAUUUCAUAACUUAAAUAAUAUGAGUUAUCAGAUAAAGAAAUGUAGGUGAAACUAAUCUAAACCAAUCUCAUUAAACUAUUAUACUAUUUAAAUACAUCUAGUUACUGAAUAAUUGGAUCAUGAAUAUGAUUAUUAAAACAAAGCCUUUUUUGUAUAUUAAAAUAACCGAAAAACCACUUUAAACUAAUCAACAUCUACAUUGUAAUUUAUUACAUAAAAAAAAAUGAGGCUGUGAGCUAGACCGACCGAUGAAAUUAUAAGAUUCUAGCCAAAGUUUAAAAAAUUAAAUUAUUUAGUAAUAUAAAACUAAUAUUGU